CAAUGACAGAGCUGCACCAGGUGGUAGCUGCGGGAGAUUUUGACAAGGUGAAGGAGUUGGUGAAGAAUCCGAAGUGCAAUCCCAAUUUCAAAGACGUCGACUGGAGCUGCAAAACCCCUCUGCACUGGGCAGCUGCUAAUGGAGAUACAGAAAUCGUCAAGGUUCUGCUAGAGAACGGAGCCAAUCCGUGUCUGAAGACGGUGCACGGAUGGACCCCUGCCCACUAUGCUGCAGAGUCCGGUCAUCUGGCCGCGCUGCGGAUGCUGCACUCCUUCCAUGCACCAAUGGACAAAGAGGACUGCUGCGGAGACAAGCCCAUAAGAUUAGCCGAAAUAUACGGGAAAGAAGACUGUGUUCGGUUCCUCCAAAAGGCAGAGCUUGAGUACCAAGACUUCCGCGAGAGAAUGACUGAAGUAGGCAUUUUCAAUGACUCAGAUGAGGAGUGGUUACAGCAAAGCAAAGAAUACGAACGAGACAUUGCUUAUAGAACCAGGAGGAAAGCCAAGUCUAGACUCAGCUGUCGCUAA
Molecule: messenger RNA, 527 nt
Organism: Poeciliopsis prolifica (blackstripe livebearer)
Lineage: Eukaryota; Metazoa; Chordata; Actinopteri; Cyprinodontiformes; Poeciliidae
Product: ankyrin repeat domain-containing protein 66
Exons: 3
Coding region: 3-527 (174 amino acids)
Molecular function (GO): protein binding
Source: RefSeq, a predicted model, not a curated record